AUGUCUUCUCAAAAGUCCGCAAAUCUUGUUGCAACUCAAGAUAAUAAAAUGUCAAAAGAAAAUCGCCAUUUCGCCGAUUUUAAUCCCAACUUUUGGGGAGACAUUUUCCUCUCUUCUCUUACUGAAAUGAAUAUAGAUGCUAAAGCUCAUCUACAAUACGAAGCAUUGAAGCAACAAGUGAGGAGGAUGUUGGUGAUAAGUACCGAUAAACCUUACCAAAAUUUGGACAUAAUUGAUGCAAUCCAACGUUUAGGUGUGGCUUAUCAUUUUGAGAAAGAGAUAGAAGAUGCUUUACAUAUUAUAUAUCAUCAUCACUGCAAUAAUGCUCAGAUUGAUGAUGACCUCUACACUGCUUCUGUUCGAUUUCGUCUACUGAGAGAGCAUGGCUUCAAUGUUUGUUGUGAGACGUUCAAUAAGUUCAUUGAUGAGAAAGGGAAAUUUAAAGAAUCCUUAAUCAGUGAUGUGAAAGGCAUGCUAGAAUUGUACGAAGCUGCACACUUUCAACUGCAUGGAGAAACUAUAUUAAAGGAAGCUCUUGUUUUUACUAUGUUCCAUCUAAAGUUGGCAGAAACUACGAUGGACUAUCCUCUCUCUGCACAAAUUGCUAACGCUCUAAAGCGACCCCUUCGCAAGAGCUUGCCAAGGUUGGUUGCUAGGAGUUACAUUCCUAUAUACGAAGAAUAUGCUACCCAUGACAAAAAUUUAAUGAAAUUAGUAAAGUUAGAUUUCAACAUGGUACAACAUUUACACAAGGAGGAGUUAAGCAAAAUAAACAGGGGGUGGAAAUGUUUAGAUGUUGCGAUCAAUUUUCCUUUUAUACGAGAUAGAUUGGUGGAGUGUUAUUUUUGGAUAUUGGGAGUAAACUUUGAACCCCAUUACACCAUUGCUAGAAUUUUCAUGACCAAAGUAAUAUCGCUCACAUCAAUUUUGGAUGAUAUUUAUGAUGCAUAUGGCACAUAUGAACAACUUGAAAUCUUUACGGAAGCAAUUCAGAGGUGGGAUAUCAACUGCAUAGAUCAACUUCCGGACUACAUGAAAGUGUGGUAUAGUGAAGUCUUAAAUGUUUAUGAAGAAAUGGAAGAUUUAAUGUCCAAAGAGGGAAAAUCAUAUCGUGUCCAAUUCGCGAUAAAAGCGAUGAAACAACAAAGUCAAGUCUACCACGCUGAGGCCAAAUGGCUCCAUGAAAAUUACAUACCAACAAUGGAGGAGUAUAUGCCAAUAGCAUUAGUUUCUUGUGGUUAUCGGCUACUUACAAUUGCAUCUUGUGUUGGCAUGGAUGAUAGCAUAACAGAGGAGACAUUUAUUUGGGCAUUCAAUGACCCCAAAAUUUGUAGAGCUUCAAAUACUAUUUGUAGGUUGAUGAGUGAUAUCGUUAGCCACAAGUUUGAGCAAGAGAGAGGACAUGUUUCAUCGGCUGUGGAGUGCUACAUGAAACAACAUGGGGUGUCAAUGCAAGAGGCAUACAAUGAGUUCUACAAGCAAAUCAACAAUGCUUGGAAGGAUAUUAAUGAAGAGUGCUUGAAACCAACAGCAGCAGCACCAAGGUCGGCUCUUAAUCGAAUUCUAAAUCUUGCAAGGGUUAUGGAUCUCUUUCACAAGGGUGAAGAUGCUUACACGCAUGUUGGUGAUGCGGCCAAAACUAGCAUCAAUGCCCUGUUGAUUGAUUCAAUCCCAAUUUGAUUCAAGAAUUUAUAGUUCAACUGCACUCGAGCUCACUUUUGAGAAGUACAUCCUAAAAUAUCAGCAUUUGCAUGAAAUUUAUUCUUUUAUCCUCGUGUGGUCAGCUCAUUCGUAAAAUAA
Gossypium raimondii (Peruvian cotton) is the source of this 1800-nucleotide messenger RNA. RefSeq names its product (-)-germacrene D synthase-like. Gene Ontology annotation, biological process: diterpenoid biosynthetic process. The record is from RefSeq and is a predicted model, not a curated record. Lineage: Eukaryota; Viridiplantae; Streptophyta; Magnoliopsida; Malvales; Malvaceae. Gene Ontology annotation, molecular function: terpene synthase activity; magnesium ion binding.